This is a messenger RNA of Pyrgilauda ruficollis (rufous-necked snowfinch), 5071 nucleotides long. RefSeq names its product spatacsin-like. The transcript has 29 exons. The coding region runs from base 51 to 5063 and encodes 1670 amino acids. Gene Ontology annotation, cellular component: dendrite; synapse; cytoplasm. Gene Ontology annotation, biological process: axon extension; axo-dendritic transport; chemical synaptic transmission. The record is from RefSeq and is a predicted model, not a curated record. Lineage: Eukaryota; Metazoa; Chordata; Aves; Passeriformes; Passeridae.
CCCGCCGGGAUGGCGGCGGCGCGGGGCGGGCGCUGAGGCCGGGCAGGAGGAUGGCGGCGGCCGGGGCGCGGCCGGAGCUGCGUGUGCUCCUGGUGCCCCGCUCGGGGCAGCCGCGGGACGCGGCGCGGGUGCGGCUGAGCCGAGCCCGGCACGCCCUGGGCACCGUGCUGCCGGCCGGAGCCAUCCGCCUGGAGUCGCUGGGGCCGGGCGGGGCCGGGCGGGCCCGGGGCAGCGUCCUGCCGGGAGCCUGGGCCGACUUCGUGUGGGACAGCUCAGAAGAUGAUGGUUCACAAUCCAGCGAGACAAAGCUCCUGGCUCUUGCUCAAAGCCAUGACCUGUUUGUCUAUGAAUUCAGCGUAGAAGAUGGAAAACACAACCCGAGUUCCCUGCACAGUUGUGAGGCAGAGACACUUAAAAAGCUCCUUGAAGCCAAAAACAUAAGUCUGCCUUCAAUUUCCUCUGUGAAGAUUCUGUCUUUUGGAAACAACAAGUUCAAACUUCUGCUCAACCAGUCUGUCCUUGUGCACCUGACCUUUCCUGGGGAGGACUCACCCCCAGAGACCUGUGGCUGCUUCCCCCUGGCUCUGCCUCCAGGAGCUGUGGGCAGAAUUGCAGACUCCCAGUUCUGCAGGGGGAUCCUGUUCCUGUUGGACAGUGCUGGCUGGAUUUACCUAUUUGACUGCUGUGAUGGAGCCACCCUGGGGAAGGUGGCUGUAGCCCUGGGAGCUGCCCAGGGCCCUGUGUCCCCCCUGGCUGCCCUGGCAGUGUCCCCUGACCUCAGCACGGCCGUGGUGACCAGCAGCUGCCAGCGUGCCCUGGCUGUGCAGCUCAACACCUACUUCAGACAAUUCCCUGAACAUUUGCUCUGUAAGAGAGAUCCUGAAAAUCUUGCAGUGAAGCCUCCAGAGGGACUGGACGAGGAUGAGCUGGCCAGUUCUGAGCACAGCAUGGAGCUCCUGUCAGCACCUUUCCGCACAGACAGGUCCUGGAAGGCACACCUGUCCUCACUGUGGGACAGAGUGAGGGGAAGGAGAACACCAGGCUCUCCAGGUUUGGUGAACGACUUGAAUUUGCCUUGGUAUCAGUUCUUGACCCAUCUUGAAGAUCACGAUCCUGAAGUCUGUGAGGAUCCAGAGAGGAUGGUGGCCUUUGUCCCCCGGGCUGUGACGUGGGCAGCUUCCCCAGCCCUCCAAGGCCAGCCCGGGGCUGCAGGACAGCAGUGGGCACAAAUCCCCGUGGGAGCAGCCCAGGAGAUGGUGAAGCUGGAGUGCAAACUGGUGACUGGAGCUAAGGCUGUGUUUGUGCUGCAGGCACAGGGCACGGGGCUGUCUCUGGCGCUCUGGGAUUUUGAGUCCCAGGACGUGACGUGUUCCCACUUUGGCAGGAGCAGUGCCUACGUGGAGUGCAGUGCAGAGCUGCCACUGUGUCUGCUGCUGACAGAGCGUGGCCUGUCCCUGGUCCUGUUUGGGGUCACUCAGGAGGAGUUCCUGACCAGGCUGAUGAUGUUUGGCAGCGCUGCAGUGGUGGAUUCCCUGUGCCACCUCAAUGGGUGGGAGAGGUGCUCCAUUCCCAUCCAUGCCCUCGAGGCAGGGUUGGAGAAUCGCCAGCUGGACACAGUGGACUUGUUUUUAAAAAGCAAAGAAAGUGGUUUCAGUCUGUCUGCAGCCUGCCCUGGGCCUGAGCACCCUGGGGGUGCUGCCUCCCAGUCUUACCUGAGAAAUCUGGAGGAGCUCAGGCCAGCUCUAAACUUGCUCUGCUCAGCAAUCCAAGACAAUGACAUGGAGCCUCACAGCAAGCCCUUCUCUGAGCAGCUCCUGAACCUCACCCUGACUUUCCUCACCAAGCAGCUGGAGGAAAUCUUUGUGCACACAGAGGAACCUGACGAGUUCCUGCAGAAGGCUGCAGAUAUUUUAACUGAUUACAUCAUCAGACUGAGGAAAUUCCUGAGGAGAUACCCUCACCCAGCGGUGACCCCAGGGCACACGGGAGCUGAGCUGGAUGAGGACCUGCCUGAGAUAGAAGAGAGCCAAAAAUGGGAAAAACUGACACCAGAGGAAGUCAUUGCUGAGGCCAUCCUUAGCAACAAAAUCCCAGAGGCCCAGAUCUUCUUCAGAAGGCAGCAGCAUCCUGCUGAGAGCCUGCAGGAGUUCAUGCAGACAGGUUUGAGCCUGGUCUAUGACUGCCUGCUGAGGGGCAGCCCCAGGGAGGCCUCGCAGCUGCUGAGGAACAUGGGCUUGGACGUGAGGCAGGAGCUGCACAAGAUCUGCUUCCACACGCAGGACAGGCACGUCAGGGAGCUCCUGGUGAAAGUCUUACAAGAAGAAAAUUAUUUUUCUGAAAAAGAGAAGAAAAUUAUAGACUUUGUGCAUCAGGUUGAAAGAUUCUACUCGGAAUCCUUCCAGGAAAAGGAAGAGACUCAGCCUCUUUCCAGGUGCAGCCGCUGGAGGAGGCAGCAGGAGCUGGCGGGGCCGCGGGCAGUGCUGGGCUCCCAGCUGGGCCGGGGCAGCCCCCGCGCCCCCCGGCCCACGGUGACCCUCAGCUGGGCUCUCUGCUGGGACCAGCUGCUGCAGGAGAUGCUGCUGCUGCCCUGGACACCACGGCAAGAACUCAGGACCUGCAGUGCUGAGGUGCUCUGGAUGCACCUGACAGCCCAGCAUGACUGGUUGAGCAUUUGUUCCUGGAUUGAGGAGUCAGAGCCCAGCCAGGCUCCGUGUGACAGAGCUGCCUGGCCCCCCCUGAGACCUGACAUCGUGGACAGGAGCACUCUGUGCAGCCCCUACAUGAGACAGGACAUCCUCACCAAGCUGGCCAGAAAGGGGAUUUUUGUCCCUUCUGAGCUGGAAGAUUUUGAGCUGCUGCUCCAGAGGUUGUCUUGCCUGGGGGGAGUCCUGCAGAAUCCUCACCCUGUUCCAAAAUACAGCACUGCCAGUGGCCUGGACUUCCAUGCUCAGUUUGUGCUCCACUGCCUGGAGCACAGCCUGCAGUACCUGCUCUACACUUACCUGGACUACUACAGUUUAACCCCUUCAAACUGCCCUGUCCUGGAUGACAAGGAGCUGCAGGAAGCACAUCCCUGGUUUGAGUUCCUGGUGCAGUGCAGAGGGGUUGCCAGCAAUCCCCGAGAUCCCAAGAUGGUUUUCCAGGCCAGUCUGGCCAACGCUCAGAUGCUGAUUCCCAGCAGCCAGGGGGGUGUGAGCAGCAUCCUGCUGGAGGGCAGGACCCUGCUGGCCCUGGCCACCACGGUCUAUGGGCCUGGGGGCAUUGACCAGGUCCUUCAGAAUGAAGACACAGAAAAACCUCUACAGAAAGUUGAUCCACAGCUCUUGAAGAUGGCCUUGACCCCUUACCCCAAGCUCAAGGCUGCUCUCUUUCCCUCCUGCACUGCUCAUGGGAUUUUGCCCCCUGACAUCUCUCUCUACCACCUUCUGCAGUCAUUAAUGCCCUUUGAUCCCACGAAAUUGUUUGGCUGGCAGUCGACAAACACUCUUGCUGUGUCAGAUGCCUGGAGCGAGCUGCCCCACUUCUCCAGCCCCGAGCUGGUGAGCAGGCACGCCGUGCAGGAGAGGUUGGAUUUCCCGUUCUACCUGCUGCACGGCCGCCCCGCCUUCGCCUUCGGCACCUUCGUGGGGCAGCAGCUGGCCAGGAGCAGAGCCCCCAGGCAGCUGGUGCAGCAGGCAGCUCGGGAGGCCCAGCUGCUGGCCCUGAGCUGCCUGGGUGUCCCCUCGGUGGCCGCAGCCUGCGUGUGCUUCCUGGAGCUGCUGGGCCACGACAGCCUGGGGCUGCGCGUGGACCUCGGGGCUGCCAGCCUCCUGUGCAGCCACAGCUGCAGCAGGGACGCCUCUCCCCACGGCCUCAGCCGGGACUCCCUGGUGGAGAAGUUAACAAAGCUGGCUGAUGGUGAAAAGGCAGCAGCAGCAGCACUUCUGACCUCCUUGGAAGAGGCCUUCUGGGAUGCCAUUGAGCAGCAAGGCAUAAAGAGGACAUCCAGUGACUCCAGAAGGCAGUGGGCCUUGGUCAUGCAGUUCUGCAAGCUGCAUGACCUGGAGCUGAGCACGUCCUUCCUGAGGGAAUGUGCCAAAUCCAACGAGUGGCUGCAGUUCCUGAUCCAGACCCAGCUCCACGGCCACCAGCCAGCCCAGGUCAUUCCCCUGCUGCAGGACUUCCCUGCCGCGGUGCAGGAUCACCUGCUGCUGGCCCUGGGGAGGCUGCUGGGCGCCGAGGCAGGAGCUGCUGGCAGGGCCCGUGCAGGGAGCCUGUUCCAGACCCUGCUGCAGUGCCAGGAGCAGCCCAGCCCCUGGGGGUACCUGCUGGCCGAAGGGCUCCGGGCACACAGCCCCAUCCUCAGCGUGCUGGCAGCCUGCUGCCCCGAUGCCAACCUCGUCUCCUGCCUCUGUGUUUGGAUUGUCACUUCUGUGGAUGGUGCCACCAGGGCUGAGGCCACUGCCCACAGCCAGGCAGAGAGUCCCCAGUGGGACCUGCAGGACCUUGCUGUCAUCUGGAAAGUCCUCUUGAGGAAGCAGAAGAGUAAAACACUUCUGAAUGGCUUCCAGCUCUUUUUAAAGGAUUCCCCUUUGCUGCACAUCCUGGAGAUGUAUGAGCUGUGCAUGAACUGUAAGAAGUACAACGAAGCUAAAACCAAGCUGGACAAAUUUCAGGAAAGCCUCACAAAUCUGGGGGCUGCAGGGGGAGCAGCCCCCGCGGUGCCGCUGCCGUGGCUGCGCUCGCAGGCGCUCUUCCUCCUGGAGCUGAUGCUGCAGCAGUGCCACACCGACUACGAGCUGGGCAGGCUCCUGCAGCUCCUUGCUGCAGCACAGAGCCUGCUGCUGGAUGGUCCCCACCUGACGAGGCUCUGUGCCCUCAGUGAGGCCCUGAGGGACUCCUCCAUCUCCAUCAGCCGCUCCAUCCUCACCUCCUGCAGCCUGGAGGCGUUCCAGGCGGAGUGCAGCUCCAUUCUGGAGCAGCUGCAGGAGAAGGGAAUGUUCAGCCUGGCUCGGGAGGUGGCAGCCCUGGCUGAGCUGCCCGUGGACAGCGUGGUCACACACGAGGUACAGUGCACUUGGUGACAGUCACC